UCAAUAGUUGUUGCAGACACUUUACAGUGAGGACAAAGCAAUGCGGAUCGCAGUUUUAGCUCUUGUGGUAGUAGCUGUAGCGGCUGCCCCCAGGAAUCCUUCCAGGAUUGUGGGAGGUGACCUCACCACUAUUGACAAGUAUCCAUCGAUGGCCGCCGUCCUGUAUUCUGAGAAUAUGGUGAACUUUUCGCAGUUCUGCGGCGGCACUAUCAUCAAUAACAGAUCUAUUCUCAGCGCGGCCCACUGCAUUGAUUAUGCUCCUGUGGAGACAAUCCGUGUCCGCAUCGGCUCCUCGUACAGCAGUAGCGGCGGGGAAGUGUUACCUCUAGCGGCUAUGCUGUUACAUCCAGACUACAGUCCUUGGCGUGUACAUCACGACAUCACCAUCUUACGAACUUCGGUCGAGAUUAAAUACAGCGCCACCGUGCAACCCGCCCCUAUCGCCGGCUCCACCUACAAUUUAGCAGAUGACGCGGUCGUUUGGGCUACUGGUUGGGGCAUCACUGAGUUUGAUGACGUAUCUGAGCAGCUUCGAGAUGUGCAAGUCUGGACCGUCAACCAUGAGAUCUGUCGUCAGCGCUACUUGUGGACUCUUCACCGCAUUACCACUGACAUGCUGUGCACCGGCUGGCUCGACGUCGGCGGCCGUGACCAGUGCAUGCUGGACUCCGGCGGCCCCGUCUACCACAACGGUGUCGUUGUUGGUGUGUGCUCGUUUGGACAAGGAUGCGCUUCACCUAGAUUCCCUGGUGUCAAUACCCGCGUAUCCAGUUACUCCGACUGGAUUAUAGCCAACGCCUAAAAUGUGAUUAAAAUUGUAUUGUUAAUGAACUUAAAACGCCAUUACCAAAUUUACAAAUACCCUUUUCAAUCAUGAGUUUGUAGUAAUAAUCAAUUAAAUCUGUAAAAAAUCCUAAACUUGAUUAAAUAUGAUUCCUUAAUAUAUCUUGUAUCUAUGUCUAUGGA
Trichoplusia ni (cabbage looper) is the source of this 966-nucleotide messenger RNA. Its product is annotated as trypsin, alkaline C-like. The record is from RefSeq and is a predicted model, not a curated record. The transcript is spliced from 4 exons. Lineage: Eukaryota; Metazoa; Arthropoda; Insecta; Lepidoptera; Noctuidae. Gene Ontology annotation, biological process: proteolysis. The coding region runs from base 41 to 802 and encodes 253 amino acids. Gene Ontology annotation, molecular function: serine-type endopeptidase activity.